This is a messenger RNA of Vespa crabro (European hornet), 471 nucleotides long. RefSeq names its product NADH dehydrogenase [ubiquinone] 1 beta subcomplex subunit 4 (gene ND-B15). Bases 98 to 442 code for a protein of 114 amino acids. The transcript has 3 exons. Lineage: Eukaryota; Metazoa; Arthropoda; Insecta; Hymenoptera; Vespidae. Gene Ontology annotation, cellular component: mitochondrion. The record is from RefSeq and is a predicted model, not a curated record.
CAAUCAAAUCUAUCUUAACACCGUAACCCAUGAAUAUAUCAACUUAUUGCGAGUUAUUCUCGAGUAUGUUCUAAGGGAAUUUACACGGAUAAGAAUUAUGUCUGAAAACAAGAUAUACGAUCUUUCGAAGGAAGAUCAAGAAGUUAAAGAAUGGAAAGCUUCCAGACGUUUAGAAUUAAGAAACGAAUACUUAAAGGAGAUACAAGAUCCUCGACGAAUUGAACCAAUUAUAGAUAAAGGAUGGCUACGAUUCUAUGCUACAAGAGUACAGCUUGAACAUAUUUUCAUACAAACUCCUCUUAAUACCUUAUUAAUGUAUACCAUCGUGGGAGGUCUACUUUUUAGUGUAGGAGCCUUCUUAAAAAAAUCCAAGGAUCGAAAGGAACAACUUUACCGUACAGGUCAAGUAAAAUACGUCGAUAGAAUGUUUAAAUUCCACUAAAAAAAAAAAAAAUAUAUCUAAUACAGUUC